GGGGUCUUAAAAUUCACGGAUAAAACGAAGGAAGGUAACAGGGUAGGUGAUGUUGCUCAGUCAUGCCAAUGGCCGUUCUUUGCACACUACCUGCAAACCUUCACUUCAGUAGAAUGACCAUAAUGCCCCGCUCUGUUAUCACCAGGGAGCACAGAAUGCGGGUCCCGUACGAACUGAAGGAAGGGCAGUCUCGUCUUUUCCACAAGCUCCCUUCUGGUUUGGACAUGGAGGUUAUCUUCCAGAAGGGUCUCCGCUACUACAGAAGAAACCCAAAUGAGAGAAGAGACAGAUCUGAAAACCCACCUUUAGUUUUCAUCCAUGGAAGCUUUCACGCAGCGUGGUGUUGGGCUGAACACUGGUUGCCCUUCUUUUCACAGAAUGGGUAUGAUUGCUAUGCUCUCAGCUUGCUGGCUCAGGGUGAAAGUGAUGCACCUGCUGGUCCAGUUGCAGGUUCACUUCAGACACACGCAGCAGAUGUUGCUGACUUCAUCAGGAAAGAAGUAACGUUGCCACCAGUGUUGCUUGGACAUUCAUUUGGAGGUCUUAUUGUUCAGUAUUACAUCGCCAAUAUAAGGAGUGAACAAAUUUUAGAAACAAAAAGCUUGCACCCAGAUCUUGCUGGAGCUGUGCUUAUUUGUUCUGUGCCCCCUUCGGGUAAUAGUGGAUUAGUGUGGCGGUACCUCUUUUCCAAGCCUAUUGCUGCUUUUAAGGUGACACGUAGCUUGGCAGCCAAAGGUUUCCAAACUUCACUGCCUCUUUGUAAGGAAACAUUUUUCUCUGCAGAAAUGGAGGAUCAUCUGGUUCUACGUUACCAAAAGCUAAUGACAGAAAGUUCAAGGAUGCCAUUGUUCGAUCUAAGGAAGCUUAAUGCAUCUCUUCCUGUUCCUUCAGUACCAAACGCUUCCAUUGAAGUUCUUGUGCUUGGAGCAAAUCAGGACUUCAUAGUGGAUGCUGAAGGGCUCAGCGAAACGGGCAAGUUUUAUGGUGUGUCGCCUGUCUGCGUUGAAGGGAAUGUUGGCCACGACCUGAUGCUGGAUUGUUCAUGGGAGAAGGGUGCAAGAGUGAUCUUGUCUUGGCUGAGUGGUUUGAAUCGACAAUAGACAGUAGUGGUUUGAAUAGACAGUAGAGAAGAAAGAAGCAUUGCCCAGACAGCUUAUAGACAUCAUAAUAUUCCUCAAAAGGCUCAAUUGUAUCACUUGUUUCGUGAAGUUGGUCAGUUCAAGGGUAGGACAAAAGUGAGAUUAUCCCAAUCAUUUGUUGAAGUGGUUCCUAAAAACCAGAAUAGUACUGCUGCUAAUUUAUAUCAGUAUAAGUUUUUGUCAA
This is a messenger RNA of Camellia sinensis, 1323 nucleotides long. Its product is annotated as alpha/beta-Hydrolases superfamily protein. Lineage: Eukaryota; Viridiplantae; Streptophyta; Magnoliopsida; Ericales; Theaceae. Gene Ontology annotation, biological process: lipid homeostasis; phosphatidic acid biosynthetic process. The record is from RefSeq and is a predicted model, not a curated record. Gene Ontology annotation, molecular function: lysophosphatidic acid acyltransferase activity; carboxylic ester hydrolase activity.